GAGACUAGUCAGCUCAGCUUUCCGUUGUUACGCACAACAUAGGAAAAGUUUCAAAACAUGCUAGCAGCACAGUUGGAGCUCGAUGGUACAUUUGAUGCAAGGAAAAAGACAAGAUAUGAAAAACACAAAGAUGAGAUCAAUUGUGUAGCUUUCUCCCGGGAUCUGGAGAUGAUGGUGACUGGAUCAGAUGAUAGUAGGGUGCGCGUCUGGAACAGACCUAAAAACAUCCUGGUUUGCAGAUUUUUCGGGCACACAGGUGCAAUAAAAGGAGUAGCAGUGUCUCCUGAUAGUUGCUUCAUUGCUAGCGCUUCUUACGACCGAACAGUUAUCGUGUGGAGAACAAGAAAUUCAGAAAUCAUCUACAAACUCACAGGCCAUUCAAGGGCUGUUGAGACGGUGGGGUUUUCUAACGAUGGCAAGCUGCUUUGCUCAGGAUCCUGGGAUUCCACUGCUAUCGUGUGGAACCUAGAGACUGGAACACCCCGAAACAUUCUGACUGGACAUAAGAACUUGGUGCAGUGCUGUGCCUUUAGCGCCAACGAUCGUUUGCUGGCAACAGGGUCGUGGGACCACACGGUACGUCUCUGGGCGCUCUGUCGUCAGGCGGGUAUGGACCAGGUUAGGGUACUCAAAGGUCACACAGGAAACGUCUAUGCCGUAGCCUUCUCCAAGCUUGGCAUGCUGGCGACAGGUUCGUGGGACAAGACUGUUCGGUUGUGGAGUUCCCGUGAUUCUCGUUGCCUAGCUGUCCUCUCUGAGCAUACUGGUUGGGUCCGGGCGCUUGCCUUCUCAAACGAUAGCAACAUGGUAGCCAGUGCAAGUGAUGACGAAACGGUCAAGGUGUGGGAUGUAAGGACUGGGGAAUGUGCAAAGACGCUUGAGAGUGAUUUGGAGCAGCUACAGACUUGCGUGUUCUCAUCUGAGGGGGCCCUGUUUGCAUCCGGGGCUGCAGCAAUGGCUGUAGCGGAGAAAAGGAAGAAGCCUAGUAAAGCAGAUGAAAAUGAGGAGGAGGAGGAGGGGAAAAGAGAGAUAGAUGAAAGAACAUUGGAGACAGAUGAUGACGGUAGUUUUGGCUAGAUGCUGCAUGAGGUAUGCCGCUGUAGCAGCAGAAAGGAAAAUCUUUGAAGGGACCUAAGGAAAGAGAUCGAGGACAUUUGAUAUAGAUGAUGAUGGUGGUUGGUGCUAGAUGAUGCGUAACAUGUUCUGCUAUAGCAGCGGAGAGGAGAAUCCUGGAAGCGAUGAGAGCACAUUAUUUCAUUGCCAGUAUUCAGGAUACUGCCUGGUUUCUGGUCCUGUAAUUUUCCUUUCAGGCUUUUUAAGACAUCAUGGCCCAAAUUCCAAAUUUAGGCCAUGCAUGGCUAUAACCGUCAACUAUGGACAUAGAAAUGCUCAUACUUCCUGUUCAUUAGGCAUGUACUCUGCUUAUGGAGGUUCUCACCAGUGUGUUUCCAUUAUUUAUAAAACCAUGGUACCAUUUUAGGAAUUUAAAAGUUUUGCGUCGCCCUAAUCCCAAAUUCAUCACAGAUUUGUUUUCCAGACGCCUCUUGCCUUACCAUUUACUACUGGUACCUGGGUUUGUAUAUUAUGUGAGCAAGCGAGCAAAAACAAAAACUGUAGUGGCAAAUAUAAUAAUUUUUUAUAAGGUUUAUAAAAUACAAAAUUAUAUAUCCGGGCACCUCUAUUUACAUAUUUGAGGAUAUAAAGGAUAUUUCAUCCUGUUUUUAAUAUUUUGUCAAGCGAGUGGGCAAAAAUAAUUCUUAACCUUGGUAAAAAAUUCAUUUAGAUAAAAAAUGUAAAAACGCUCUAGAUAAGAUUAUAUCCGGGCGCCUUGCUGCCUACAAUAUCCUGGUAGCGAGCUGCUAGAAUAUCAUCUUACCGGGGGUAUUGAU
This is a messenger RNA of Strongylocentrotus purpuratus (purple sea urchin), 1889 nucleotides long. RefSeq names its product WD repeat-containing protein 38 (gene wdr38). The record is from RefSeq and is a predicted model, not a curated record. Gene Ontology annotation, molecular function: protein binding. The transcript is spliced from 10 exons. The coding region runs from base 58 to 1077 and encodes 339 amino acids. Lineage: Eukaryota; Metazoa; Echinodermata; Echinoidea; Camarodonta; Strongylocentrotidae.